UUGGGCUGCGUCAAAGAAUCGUGCCACGAGAGCUACAUCCCUUACAACAAAUUUCGCACGGAGAGCCUGCCGCCGCGGUUCAGGGACCACCACCUGAUGGAGGUGAUCAAACUCAUCGCGUUUCUGACGGUCAGGAUCCAGGUGAGCUACACGAGCACGGCACGGCCAAGGUUUCACGCGGGCACGACCAGGGAGUAUCCGUUCGGGAAUUCACGCGGGAGCACCAACAAGCGCACGGGGACGGGCCGCAUCGGGAUGGUGUGGAAGUACACCGAGAAGGACGACCGGACCUGUCCUUGUCGUGCGUGCAAAAAUUCCGAGAACCCUCGGAAAGACUGGGGCCUGAUAAGGGUCAUCACCGCUGUUCACGUGGUCUACGACACAUCCGAGGCGUUGCAGACGACGUGCCGCUUCGGGUUCGACUCCGAAAAGAGCCCGGACGUGACGAUUGAAGGGGUCGACAUGGAGCGAGCGGACGUCAAUGACGACAGGUGUCACCUGGCGUGCGUCACCCACGACCUUCAGCUGUUGAACCGGCUCAAAGUUCAAUGGUCACGGUAUCCAGGGCUCCACAAGAAGGUCACGGAGAAGUUCGAUCGACCGGACGACAACCUCGUCGCCAUCGUGUCCCACCCGCACGGCUGCAGCAAGCACGUGUCCCUCGGGUCCUGGACCCACAAGAUGACCACGGGCGAGUCCUCGCCCGGCCACCCGUACGUCAUGUACACGUACACCACGGCAACGUGUCCCGGGUCGAGCGGCGCCACGGUCUACAUCAUGGGGAGGUCUUGGGGUUUGUGGUACAACCAGAUUCACAGCGGCUACAACGGAGAAGACAAUUUCAGUGGAAACGGUUGUGAUUGAAGACAAGUAGAAUUGCUACAUAUAAACGCAUACAAGCUA
Messenger RNA from Lymnaea stagnalis (great pond snail), 903 nucleotides. NCBI's taxonomy places the organism in Eukaryota, Metazoa, Mollusca, Gastropoda, Lymnaeidae. The record is from the annotation of a GenBank genome assembly.